Messenger RNA from Tupaia belangeri chinensis (Chinese tree shrew), 3578 nucleotides. RefSeq names its product zinc finger and BTB domain containing 5 (gene ZBTB5). Gene Ontology annotation, molecular function: RNA polymerase II cis-regulatory region sequence-specific DNA binding; protein binding; DNA-binding transcription factor activity, RNA polymerase II-specific. Gene Ontology annotation, biological process: regulation of transcription by RNA polymerase II. The record is from RefSeq and is a predicted model, not a curated record. The coding region runs from base 1338 to 3368 and encodes 676 amino acids. The transcript has 2 exons. NCBI's taxonomy places the organism in Eukaryota, Metazoa, Chordata, Mammalia, Scandentia, Tupaiidae.
GCGCGCGCGGGCGCGCUCACGCGGAGACGGUUGAGCACCAGGGUCGCGCCAAGGUGUCGGGGAGCGCGCAGAUACGUACUGCUGUCCCCCGCCUACCCUGCCUGUCUUUCUAAGGGGUAUUGUUACCCUUCGGAUCGCAGGGGCCAGGCGGGUGGGAGGCGGGCUCUUCUGCGCAGGCGUCCCCGGUGUCCCGACGCCAGGCUGUCUGCCGGGUGGGGCGGGGGCUCCUGCCCCUGCGGGUCUCUGGCUCGAUACGUAGGUUAGCGGGAAGGGGUGGGAAAGGCCCUCGGACCAACAGCCUGGCGGAUGCACAGAGAACGCGCUGUCCUGCGGGAUGGGGUCGGAUGGUGUCCUUGCCCCCACCCUGGGUCUUGAGCUUCGAGGUUUUAUUCACCAGAGCAAGGCCACAGGCAGCCUGGAAUUGGGAGCCGGCGGCAGCCCCUGGAGCAGUGAAGUCAGUGUUUCGGAAUGCCCCAACUUGUUUUGAGAGGACUAGAGUGUUUACUAGGCAUUUAUUGAAUGCCCAUUAUUCUAAGCUUCCUGCAAGGAGCUGUGGGGGAUGCAGUGGUAAGACUCUGCCGUUCCAUCUUUCCCCUGUUUGGAGGACAGAUUUGUACAUACAUACUAAUAGAAGGCAGUGUAUUAAAGGGGGAUGAAGGUUUUUAUUCUUCCCAAAUGGCCACUUAUACAGUAUUAAAAGGCCAUUUAUUAUUGUCAAUCUGCAUUUUGGCAUAAUGGAGGGUUCUGUAGAAGCUAAUGUCUGAAUAGAAGAAAUCCUAAAUAUUUAAUUUUGGGGAAAAAGUUUUAGGUAAAGGCACUGUAGUCUUGGUUACUAGUUAGUAUACUGCAGUUUCGAAUUAAUAGCAGAAAACCUUCACCUUCAAGAACUGAAGCAAGAACAUUUCUAACGUGUAUUAAUACACAGUAAUACUAGGUAGCAGAUACUGCGUCCAUUUCGAUCUUUAGAGGUUGAACAGAAUGCUGUGCCUUAGUCAUCAGUAGUGACAUGUCCUUGUAUGGGCUGUUGUUCCUUAGAUAAUUUUUAAAAGGUGGACUGAGCUCUUCAUUCCCCCUGCCCCCCCAACACACACACACAGUGGAGAACUUCCUUUUCAUUUGCUAAAGUCUUACAUUUCUGUGGUGAGGAUGGUUGGCAGUAAGUUGAAGGAGUGGGAAGGGAAGAGACCAGAUGGGGAGAGGAGAAUGAAAUUUAAACAACAGCCUCCUAAACCAAAGCAAGGCCUUCUACUAUUGCUUUAACCCUUCUGGAAAUCUCAGCAAACUUGGGAAGACUGACCUGGCCACCACAGCAGCCGGCUUGGUGACCUGUCAGGAUCAUGGAUUUUCCUGGUCACUUUGAACAGAUCUUCCAGCAACUAAACUACCAGAGACUACAUGGCCAGCUCUGUGAUUGUGUCAUCGUAGUGGGGAACAGACAUUUUAAAGCCCACCGCUCCGUGCUGGCGGCAUGCAGCACACACUUCCGAGCCCUGUUCUCAGUGGCAGAGGGAGAUCAAACCAUGAACAUGAUCCAGCUGGAUAGCGAGGUAGUGACAGCAGAGGCCUUUGCUGCACUGAUCGACAUGAUGUACACCUCCACCCUCAUGCUGGGGGAGAGCAAUGUUAUGGAUGUCUUAUUGGCAGCCUCUCACCUGCAUUUGAACUCUGUUGUUAAGGCAUGUAAACAUUACUUGACCACAAGGACGCUGCCCAUGUCUCCUCCCAGUGAGCGUGUUCAGGAGCAGAGUGCCCGCAUGCAGCGCUCCUUUAUGCUACAGCAACUGGGACUAAGCAUUGUGAGCUCAGCCCUCAAUUCCAGCCAGAGUGGCGAGGAGCAGCCAGCUCCCAUGAGCUCGUCCAUGCGGGGUAACCUGGACCAGCGGACACCCUUCCCCAUGAGGCGCCUCCACAAGCGCAAGCAGUCUGCGGAGGAGCGGGCCAGACAGCGCCUCCGAGCCCCCAUGGAUGAGUCUACCAUUUCUGAUGUUGCCCCAGAGAAUGGGCCUUCAGGGGUCCAUUCUAGGGAGGAGUUCUUUUCACCAGAUUCUCUGAAAAUUGUGGAUAAUCCUAAAGCUGAUGGAAUGAACGACAACCAGGAAGAUGGUACCAUCAUGUUUGACCAGACUUAUGGUGCUCAGGAAGAUGCCCAGGUGCCCAGCCAGUCUGACAACAGUGCUGGCAACAUGGCACAAUUGUCCAUGGCCUCCCGUGCAACUCAAGUUGAGGAUCAUUUUGAGCAGGAAGCUGCAACUGAGAAAAAUGGUUUUCAGUGUGAAAAUCCUGAGGUUGGCCUUGGUGAGAAGGAGCACAUGAGAGUGGUGGUAAAAUCUGAGCCUCUGAGCUCGCCUGAGCCUCAGGAUGAGGUGAGCGAUGUGACUUCACAGGCAGAAGGCAGCGAAUCUGUGGAAGUGGAAGGAGUCGUGGUCAGUGCUGAGAAGAUAGACCUCAGCCCUGAAAGCAGUGACCGGAGCUUUUCAGAUCCCCAGUCUAGCACGGACAGGGUGGGUGACAUCCACAUUCUGGAAGUCACAAAUAACCUAGAACAUAAGUCCACUUUUAGUAUUUCAAAUUUUCUUAACAAGAGCAGAGGAAGUAACUUUAAUGCAAAUCAGAACAAUGAUGACAAUAUCCCAAACACCACUAGUGACUGCAGGCUGGAGGGUGAGGCCCCUUAUUUGUUGAGUCCAGAGAUUGGGCCUGCAGGUGGGCCCUCCUCUGCCCCUGGCUCCCAUGUGGAGAACCCAUUUAGUGAGCCUGCAGACUCCCACUUUGUUAGGCCCAUGCAGGAGGUGAUGGGCCUGCCAUGUGUGCAGACUUCAGGCUACCAAGGAGAACAGUUCGGGAUGGAUUUUUCCAGGUCUGGGUUGGGCCUUCACUCUUCCUUCUCCAGGGUUAUGAUGGGUUCCCCCAGAGGAGGAACCAGUAACUUUCCAUACUACCGCCGCAUAGCUCCCAAAAUGCCAGUUGUAACUUCUGUCAGGAGCUCACAGAUCCCAGAAAACUCUGCUAGUUCUCAGCUAAUGAUGAAUGGGGCCACAUCCUCAUUCGAAAAUGGCCAUCCUUCACAGCCUGGUCCCCCACAGUUGACCAGGGCAUCUGCUGAUGUCCUGUCAAAGUGCAAGAAGGCCUUAUCAGAGCACAAUGUCUUGGUUGUAGAGGGAGCUCGCAAAUAUGCCUGCAAAAUCUGCUGCAAAACUUUUCUGACCUUGACAGAUUGCAAAAAGCACAUCCGUGUUCACACAGGUGAAAAGCCCUACGCCUGCCUGAAGUGUGGCAAGAGGUUCAGUCAGUCGAGCCAUCUGUAUAAACACUCAAAGACGACCUGCCUGCGCUGGCAGAGCAGCAACCUCCCCAGCACUUUGCUCUAACUGUGUGUCCCCGUGACACAACACUGAGGCCAGUUGCGGGACCGAAACUAACAUCUCUCCUGGUAGGCGGUUAAUGCCAGAAAGCUUGAGACUCUGGCUGCCCAGUGGCUCUAGCCAAUUUCCUCAGCAAACAGGUGAACUGUAGCACUUGUGCCGCUGCACUUCGAGUGGAAGGCACACUUGGGAGAGGGAUGCGAUCCCUGACACGGA